AUGACAGACAAGAAACAAACCACAGUUGUAAUUGUAGCAGAGGUCGACCCCGAGGCAGAAGAAAUAGAAAUCCAUGUACAGCCUUGUGAAGGAGGCUACCAUGCCCCCAAGGUCCAUGACUUCGGCUCCUCUUCAGGCCGGACUGUCAAAAAAUCCGCCUGGGACAAGAGUGACAAUUCACACGAGGGUAUCCGACGCCCAGGCGCGCGAUUGAAGAAAGGACUGCCUCCAGGGCCAUCGAAGAGAGACAUCCUCAACGCGAAGGAUAGCGAGCUACAGCAGGAAAAACUAGACCGGAGGAAAAUUCUGGAAAAGACCAUGGCUAAAGCGGAUGUUGAGAUACAGUUGAAAACAGAGUUUGAGGAGCGGGAGAGGCAAUUGGAGUGUGAAUGGGAUGAUCUUUUGGGGUUUUAA
This is a messenger RNA of Cucurbitaria berberidis CBS 394.84, 414 nucleotides long. RefSeq lists its product as uncharacterized. NCBI's taxonomy places the organism in Eukaryota, Fungi, Ascomycota, Dothideomycetes, Pleosporales, Cucurbitariaceae. The record is from RefSeq and is a predicted model, not a curated record. Bases 1 to 414 code for a protein of 137 amino acids. The transcript has 2 exons.